Colletotrichum chrysophilum is the source of this 768-nucleotide messenger RNA. RefSeq lists its product as uncharacterized. Bases 1 to 768 code for a protein of 255 amino acids. The transcript is spliced from 5 exons. NCBI's taxonomy places the organism in Eukaryota, Fungi, Ascomycota, Sordariomycetes, Glomerellales, Glomerellaceae. The record is from RefSeq and is a predicted model, not a curated record.
AUGAGCAGUUCCUCCAGUGGUCCGAUCGGAGCGGCGCCGCCGCCUCCCGGGGAGACGCCCGACUUUGCGAACCCGCGAGACAUCUUUCACACGCUGCAUACCGUCUACAUGGCCAUCAUCCAGGUCGUUGUCGUCGUGUUCUUUGCGAUACGGGUAGUCGCAGGGAGCUGUCUGCUUGGAUGGUUCUUUACUGUGUUGCUCAACGGUACCGUGUUCUUCAAGCUUCGGCACGGAGAAGGAUAUCACAUUUGGGAGAUCACCGAGGCCAACUUCCUAGAGCUGCAAAAGUGGCUCUACAUCAGCUCCCUCCUGUACACCCCGGCCGCCUUCUUCACCAAGGUGGCCAUCCUGCUCUUGGUUGUGCGAGUCUUCUCCGUCGACCUGUUCGUCGCUCGGACACUGCACGCUCUGCUGAUCUUCUUCCUCAUUUGCUACUUCCCGGCCCAAGUCGCUAAGACACUGGUCUGCAUCCCCAUCAACGCCUUCUGGGAUCCGACAACACGGAAUUUCAAGUGCAUCAACCAGACAAAGCUGUUCAUAUACGACACCACGCUGGGCAUCGUAUCCGAUCUCGCCAUCCUGCUGAUCCCCGUGAUCCUGACGUGGACCCUGCGUGUUUCUCUGCUGAAAAAGGUCAAAAUCGUAGGACUGUUGGGAGCUGGCGGCGUCGCGGUAGGCAUCACCGCCUAUCGGAUGUACCUCGUGCUCAAGUUCGAAGACACGACAGAUCCAACCGUCGACUUUGUCCCGCUCGACUGGACCGUGUAA